CCAUGCUCUUCUACUCCUUUUUCAAGUCCCUUGUGGGCAAGGAUGUGGUAGUGGAGCUCAAGAAUGACCUGAGCAUCUGUGGAACCCUGCAUUCCGUGGACCAGUAUCUCAACAUCAAGCUAACGGACAUCAGUGUCACAGACCCUGAGAAGUACCCUCACAUGCUGUCUGUGAAGAACUGCUUCAUCCGGGGCUCUGUGGUCCGUUAUGUGCAGCUGCCCGCAGACGAGGUGGACACGCAGUUGCUGCAGGACGCAGCGAGGAAGGAAGCCCUGCAGCAGAAGCAGUGACGCUCGGGUCCCUCCCGGUGGCCCCUGACCCCGCGCCCUGGCUCGGACCCUUCCCUUCCCCGAAGUACUGGAGGGUUUUGUCUGUGUUUCUUUUUUAAGGGGUUGCGUGUCAGGGGAGUCCUGGGAACAGCCGUCCUCUGCUGCGAAGGGGAGGAGGCCGGCCGGGACCGCACUGCAGUCCUGCACCUGCCUCGCUCCUUCCGCGGCACGGUGGGCGUCCGCAGCCUUCCCAGGGCAGCGUGUUACUCAUUUGGGGGACGGAAGGAAUCUGUCCCGCAUUGGGAAUAAAAUGUAUGCAAAUCUGAGU
Messenger RNA from Fukomys damarensis (Damara mole-rat), 597 nucleotides. It is a transcript of the gene Lsm2, whose product is annotated as LSM2 homolog, U6 small nuclear RNA and mRNA degradation associated. The transcript is spliced from 5 exons. Gene Ontology annotation, biological process: mRNA splicing, via spliceosome. Gene Ontology annotation, cellular component: Lsm1-7-Pat1 complex; P-body; catalytic step 2 spliceosome. Gene Ontology annotation, molecular function: RNA binding. Bases 3 to 290 code for a protein of 95 amino acids. NCBI's taxonomy places the organism in Eukaryota, Metazoa, Chordata, Mammalia, Rodentia, Bathyergidae. The record is from RefSeq and is a predicted model, not a curated record.